AUGACAUCUCCACUUUACAACACAACAUAUACUCUCCACCGCCUCUCACCUCUCAACUCCUUCCCACCAAUUUCCCCCGACUCUCCUCCAGCUCCCGGCUCUUCUGAAGACCCCAAGCUUCACACACGCUCACUCCUCUCCCUCCUCCGCGGCGACAUCCUGCGAAAUGUGCGAAUCGACGACCAGUCCGACACAACGCUUACGCGCGCAGGCCGCCCCAAAUCAGUAACCUGGAAACCUUUCUCACAUAACGAUGAAGACACACCCCGUGGUGUCGUAAUUGAAUUCAUAUAUGAAAAUAUAACCUAUACCUCCUUCCUGCUCUCGCCACCUCCUGGACGCAAAAUGACUCCAUCAGGCCCAACAACACUUCUCCCACUUUUGCUAACCCGCCUACCAAAAUUGCUUCGUGAGAUAUUAAUCAACUACCUCUCGACGACCUUCGAUACCCUCGCGCUACCUCUCCCACUUGACUCUGAGACCCUCAAGUCACUUCUAGAGUCAUGGCUUGAGACUACUAUGGCUGCGGGUGGGACAGGAGGGAGAACGAGUAUACAGCUCGUAUUCUCGCCUCCACCUCCGGCAGGGACAUCAUUGAAAGCUAUCACUGUAACAGUGGAGCGUGCGGAUAUAGAAGGUUUCUAUAGGCGUGGGUUGAAGCUUCUAGCCACUGGAGUUGGUGUGAAUGGUGCUUUUUUUGAGGGCCUGGGGUGGUAUAUGAGAGGGAACAUGGGGAUCGAGGUUGACGCGUUGCGUCUACUGAAGAUCGCUUGUGGAGGGUUUGUGGUUGGUGGUGGCGUCGGUGGGGGCGCGGGAAAGCUCAAGGUCUUUGAGAAUGGGGAGGAGGGCGCUGGUAUGGAUGUGGUUAUGGGAGUAGUGGAGGCGUGUCUGGUUGGGCUUGAUGGGCUUGACGGGAAAUGA
This is a messenger RNA of Morchella importuna, 921 nucleotides long. RefSeq lists its product as uncharacterized. The record is from RefSeq and is a predicted model, not a curated record. NCBI's taxonomy places the organism in Eukaryota, Fungi, Ascomycota, Pezizomycetes, Pezizales, Morchellaceae. The coding region runs from base 1 to 921 and encodes 306 amino acids. The transcript has a single exon.